AUGAGGAUGCUCGAGGGUGGUAGUGGUGGUAGUAAUAUGGACGACGAAGGGUCAGAUCCAAAAGAGAGAUUGGGGCGUCGAGCCGGGAGGGGAGAGCAGCUGAAGCCAACGGGGUCAGGCGGAGAUGGAGGAGAAUUGGAAUGA
Messenger RNA from Aspergillus niger, 144 nucleotides. RefSeq lists its product as hypothetical. NCBI's taxonomy places the organism in Eukaryota, Fungi, Ascomycota, Eurotiomycetes, Eurotiales, Aspergillaceae. The transcript has 2 exons. The record is from RefSeq and is a predicted model, not a curated record. The coding region runs from base 1 to 144 and encodes 47 amino acids.